UGAGAUUUCACAGGAAAUAUGAGAGAUGCAAUGCCGAGAGGAGCCUUCUUCUUCUUCUGUUCUCUCUUCGGUCUUUGACUCCUCGCUGGCUCUCUUUGGUCUCUGCCUCCGCCAUUGAUAGCUUGACGGUGUCUCUCUCUCCGCCAACAGAUUGCAUUAACUCUCAACAGAUUCGUCUCUCUGUUUCUCUCUCCGUUCGGCUGACACAUUUUAACCUCACUGAUUGCUUUACCUAAUUUUUUUUUUUGGAGCCAUUCUCAUAGCAGUUUUUUCCCCCACCCAUCAGUUCUCCCUUUGGCAUUUCAGUUUCAGGUCAUGUCACCCAAUUUUUGGCCCAUUGCGUGUCCUCUUACCUGCGCGUCUCUGUUCUUCUUGUAACACUACUUCACAGUUCAUAUCUUGGUAGCCAUUCCGUCCCUGUCCUGGAGCUUUUUUAGUGUUUCUGAGAGAAUAGGGGAGGGUUUCUCUGGACAAUGAAAUUUCCUCGCGACGGUUAAAAAGUUCGCGUCUUUGAGUGGUUUACCGUGCUGGGUCAGACUCGGAUGAUUCGCUGUUUGUACGAGAAAGAGGAGAGCUGAGCUCUGGGGCUGCCCACGAUUUUUUUUUUAGGAAACUUCGGAAUAGAUUUAGGUUGAGCACAAGAGAAUGGAGGCGGAGAGAAAGCGCUCAAAAGGAGGGUUCUUUCAUAUGUUUGAUUGGAAUGGGAAGAAGUCCCGUAAGAAGCUCUUCCCAAACAAUUCAGAACUAGCAGAAGGAAUCAAACCAUGGAAAGAAAACGUCGAACGAGGGCCGAAGUUGCAGCUUCAUACUAUAGAGUUUGAAGAUAGAAGAGGAAAUGCGAGCACCAAAGCGAGUAGUAGUGACUUAAGCUGUGCUUCAUCAGUAACUAGUGACGACGCUUAUGGUACUAGACCUGCCAGUGUAGUUGCAAGACUCAUGGGUUUAGAUUCAAUGCCUACAACAUCAGCUCUGACCGAACCCUCUUCGAAUCAACAACUCCAACCCCGUAUAGUUAGAAAUUCACAGUACAGUCCUAUGGACUUUCUCAGUGUCUCUGGCAGGAUGGAAAUGCAUCAUUGGAGGGAAUCAAGGCAGCCAAUUGAAAGAUUUCAGACCGAAACUUUGCCGCCGAGAUCAGCUAAAUCAAUCCCAGUCACCCAUCACAGGCUAUUAUCUCCAAUUAAGUGUCCUGGAUUCAUCUCGUCGAAGGACGUAGCUUCCAUUGCUGAGGCAGCUGCCAAGAUAAUGGAGGCAAGUCCUAGGGCAGUGAAUAAUACCACUAGAGUGCCAUCAAUUGGUUCGCCUUCAGUUCCCAUGAGAAUCAGGGAUUUGAAGCAGAAAAUGGAAGCUGCACAUAGGGUGUCUAAACCUGGAACUUCAAGUGAACUCGGGAGAAAUUUGAAGGGUCAGCGUAGAGACGAGAGUAACAGUGGAUCAUCAUUAGCAGGCUCAUCUUCAUUCAGAAAGCCUCCAAAGGCUUCUCCUGAAAUCGCUAGGACAAAAGGGAAAUUAGUCCAACAAAGACCAGAUGGUUCAUCAACCAGAAGUAAUAACAGUAGAAUCAAGCCAAAGGAGAAAAAUGAGAUGAAAUCCCAGCAAAGCAUGCAAAGGAGUGUUCACAAGAAGGCCAUUGAAAAUAGGAGCAAUGUGCUUAAACAGAACAACCAGAAGCAAAAUAAUACUCUAUCUAGAAAGGGAACUUCAACCUCAAAGCAAGGUGGUAUAGCUGCAGCUCGGGCCUCGAGUGGUUCCUCGGGUUCAAAUAGGACUGUCAGCACGGUAUCUAUGAACUCCGAGAAGGAGAAGAGGAAGGCUUUCUCUCAGAAGAAACAGACAAUAAACGGUGAUCCUCCAUCAAACAGUGGGGCUGCUGCUACUCGGUUAUAUAAUAAGGAUUCGAGAGCCAUCAACUGUAAAAUUGCAGCUGAUGAAUGCACGAAGAACACGGGAAAUGAGAAGAACAGUUUGGAUGUGGUUUCAUUCACAUUCACUUCUCCAAUGGUGAGGAACAACAUGUCUAGGUCAUCUCUGUCCUCGGAUGGUUCGACACGGAACAAUAUUGGCUUGAGUAUGAUUGGUGGUGAUGAGUUGGGUGUUCUUCUGGAACGAAAGUUGAGAGAGUUGACGGAUAAAAUGGAGUCAGGGUCACUUAAGUCAGCACCAUCAGUUAACGUAAUGAGUGAUACGUCCUCGGCAGCUGAGCAGAAUGUUUCUGAACUUAGUUUAGAUAAAGUGGAGUUGCACAAGGCAGAUGGCGAGUGGUUAUCUGAAGAGAAGUUACCAUUGAAGUCUCACCAUGAGCGCCAGUAUCAGCAAUCAGAAGAACCAGAAGAGCAUAGCUGUACCAGCAGUUACAUUGAAAGGGGGAAAGAACUUGGAUCUCAAUCUCCUAGUUAUACAGAAUGGAUUCCAGACCAAAGUUGCUCAGAUUCUCAGGGUAGUGAUCAACUAUGUUCAUCCUCGGCUCAAGCUCCAACCACAUUAAACUCAGCCUCAACUAACAGAACUCAGGACGAUGAAGAACUCGAAACCGAGCUCACAGAUUCUGCCACCUCAUCAAUCUCCAUAGCUAGCCACCCUCGACACACCACCUCACUAAUACUUCCAGCAACGACAACCAAGCAUAACAACGAUCCGAGCAACUGGGAACUCGACUACGUUAGCCACAUACUAUACAGCGCCGAGAUGAACCUGGAAGACCUGGCACUGAGCUGUAGCCCCUCCAAGAUCAUAUCCCCGAACCUCUUCGAACACGAGGAGAGUAACUCGAGUAGAAGCCAUGAUGAGCUCUCCUCGAAACUCGACAGGAAGGUCAUGUUCGAUUGCGUUGGCGAGUUCUUGGACUACAAGUGCAGGCAAAGGUCGUGGGGCGAGCUCAGAGGGGUGUUGCUCGAGAGGAAAGGGUGGCUGGCGAAGGAGUUGCACAAGGAGAUAUUAGGGUGGAAGACCAUGGGAGAUAUGAUGGUGGAUGAGCUUGUGGAUGGGGACAUGAGCUGUGGGGAUGGGAAGUGGGUCGACUUCGGAGUGGAAGCAUUUGAAGAAGGUGCGGAGACAGCAGAUGGGAUUCUCGGAGAGUUCAUUGAUGAAUUAGUUUGUGAUCUUUUGAUUCUGUAAAGUUAGGUAAAAGGCCAGUUGAUCACUUGAUCUCUCUGGUCUCUGCUCUAUUUUGUUAUUCUGUCAAAUGUGGUGGUCAUAGUUCGCAAGUUAACAAGUUUCUUGUACUCUACUUCCAAGUUAUGUAUAGGAAAGUUGGAGCUGCUGAGAGACGUGUUAACAUUUGGACUGAUAUCUUGGCCUCUUCAAGGCAAAUGUGGGAGGUGAAAUUGAAAUGACAGUUUUCGGAUUGGGGCUUUGCCUACACUGGAACUCCUUGUUAUAAGAAACAAACCGGAUUAA
Molecule: messenger RNA, 3396 nt
Organism: Linum tenue
Lineage: Eukaryota; Viridiplantae; Streptophyta; Magnoliopsida; Malpighiales; Linaceae
Source: the annotation of a GenBank genome assembly